Molecule: messenger RNA, 868 nt
Organism: Rubroshorea leprosula
Lineage: Eukaryota; Viridiplantae; Streptophyta; Magnoliopsida; Malvales; Dipterocarpaceae
Source: the annotation of a GenBank genome assembly
AAGAUCAUGAUCUAUAUCUAAAAUCUAUAUCAAUCUCGAAAUGGCUAGCCUUCUAACUCGUCACUUCCUGUGGUUUCCCCGUCCUCAGUUUCACUUCCUGAAAUGGUGGACAAGGAAAACUAUGAGAUAAACUCAAGAUGCCCGAAGUGCUGCCCGAAGUGCCAAUUCUUCGCACAUUUGACUCACCAACUGGUAGAAGAGCUCACCAACUUGGUAGCACCAUGGCCAUUUGCUCAGUGGGGCUUGAUCUCUUAGGCCCAUUCGUGAAAGGGGUUGGAGGCAUAACCCAUCUAAUCGUUGAUGUUGAUUAUUUUAUGAAAUGGGUUGAAGCUUGGCCAUUAUCCACUCUUACUUCCAGAAAGGUCGAAGACUUUGUUUUCAGCUCGAUUAUCUACAGAUAUGGAAUCCCAAAUCAGAUUGUAGUUGAGAAUGAAGAAGCACAACUUCGAACCCUAGUAUACAAGCAGAAAUUAGCCAACUUCUACAACAAACGAGUCCACCCUCGAACAUUCAAAGUAGGAGACCUUGUUCUCAGAAAUGAUGGUUUAACAGGGUUUGAAACUCGUUUUGGCAAACUAGCCCCGAAUUGGGAAAGCCCUUACACAGUGGUCGAAGUGCCACACCCUAGUGCCUAUAUCUUUCAAGACGUUGAACGGAAGCCAGUUCCUAGAGUCUAGAAUAUCAAUAACUUGAAGAAAUUUUACCCUUAAUAAACUUCUUUUAAGUGACCUUCGUCUUAUUCUUCUUUAUAAUUAUUACUUCUCCAUUUUUGAAAUUCAUUUCAUCUCUUAUUUUGUAUAUCCGAGGCCAAUCUGUUUGAAAUUUAUUCCUUGGACUUCAUUUUUAUUAAUGAAUUUCAGUUCAUAUU